AUGAUUGCCUUCGAUUCAAUCAACGUCCAUGGCGAAGGGGUCUUGGGCCGCAGUGUCCUUGGAGGUGUCACUCACGACGGGACCUUUGACGGUGCACCUGUGAAAAUCCUUCGGAUCGAAUCGCCGACACCCGAGUCGGUUCUCAAGGUCAACCGAGCCGUGCGCCACCUGAUUGACGUGUAUCAUCCCAACAUUGCCCAGUUUUACGGCGUGAGCUGGGAGACGGGCACACCGCUGUGCGUUGUCACGGAGCACGCACCUCAUGGGACGCUCGCGAUGCUACUGGCGUCCGACACGGACCUGGGCCUCGUCCGUAUCGUGUGCCUUCUACUGGACGUGGCGAGGGGUAUGCUGUACCUGCAUUCGCAACCGACGCCGCUCCUUCAUCGCGAUUUGCGCGCCGCCAACAUCCACCUCAUGCACAAUUUCAAGGCCAAGGUGGCCAAUUUCGAACUCUGCGGCAAACUCGGGCUCGAUACGUCACUCGUGGGGACGCCAGCGUGGACCGCUCCCGAGAUGUUGCGCGGCGAGAAGGACUAUACGGAGAAGAUCGAUGUCUACUCGUUCAGCAUGCUGAUGCUCGAGAUCUUGAACCAAAGAGCGCCGUACUCGGAGGCUGCAUUGCCGCCGCGCGAGCUCUUGCACAAAGUAGCGCACGAAGCCUACCGACCGAGCCUUCUCGAGCGGGAUUUGUGGCCGAUUAAGCUCGUGGAACUCAUGGAAGCGUGCUGGCAACACGACCCUGCGGAUCGUCCCGCGUUUGCUGACGUGGUUGCGAUUCUUGACAGUAUUCUUUCGGAAAACUGCGAACGGCGUCUCGGUGCACAAGCAAACUGCAGCGAUCGAAGCGGCGGUGGAUGGUCUACCGCGAUUCUAGCCCGUCCACGGUGGACGGGCUAG
Messenger RNA from Saprolegnia parasitica CBS 223.65, 900 nucleotides. Its product is annotated as TKL protein kinase. The record is from RefSeq and is a predicted model, not a curated record. The coding region runs from base 1 to 900 and encodes 299 amino acids. Lineage: Eukaryota; Oomycota; Saprolegniomycetes; Saprolegniales; Saprolegniaceae. Gene Ontology annotation, molecular function: ATP binding; protein tyrosine kinase activity. The transcript is spliced from 3 exons. Gene Ontology annotation, biological process: protein phosphorylation.